GCCACCGAACAGCAGCCACGACGCAGUAGAAGGAUCGCCGAUCUCCAACAACAGCGACCUGCAGAUCGACAACAGCCUCAGACCAGCACUCAGAUGGCGAACACGUCAAAGAGCGGAACACCAUCUGAAAGUUCGACAUCUGGCAAUGCCGAACCCUUACCGGUCUGUCCGGUGCAAGGGCUGAAUGAGCCCCUCCCGGACCUCAUUCAGAGAGUGCAGGACUAUACAGCCGCACUCACCCUUGCCAAAGAACGGCAAGAGGCUGCCGAAGCAGAGAGACUACUGCUAGCAGCGGAAGCUGCAGCCCAAGCCCAGCGUCAAGCUGAGGCAGACCAGUUGGCGACCGAUCAGCUCAACGCCAACAGCGCUGAACUUCUAAUUUCUAGCCACGAACAGUGGACAGCGGUACUCAACGGGAUGCGUUAUGUUCCCGUAGCCGGAUCCGAGCCAACGACAGUGCAACAGGAGAGGCAAAACCUGGCAGACAUUCUACUCAACACAAUGCGUGCAGUCAUCUGGAACAGCACCACGGGGGAACUUCAUUCCAAGUCCACACGACAGCUGCAGCAAGAUCUGAACCACAACGUGAAGACACUUGCAGCAGCCGUCAAGGUAGCAGACUCCCAGCUGAAACAGUUGGACGCCCGCAUUGCUACUCUGGAGACAAGGCCUCCCCAAGCAGCGCCAGGCUGCACGACAGACACGGCGAAGCAGCUCAACGGGCGCAUCGAUCAUGUUGUCAAUCUCAUUGGCGACCUAGGUGCUUUUACUGGGCCGGACACGAUCAGUAGCACGGUGGCCGCCAUCAAGACGGACAUCACCAAGCUGCAGACGAGACCGGACGCCGCUACCAAAAGUUUCAAGAUGCCGCAGUUCACCAUCAGCAAGUUUGACGACUACAACAAGACAAACGCUUUGACAUGGUGGCAAGGUUUCCUCACGGAAGCAUCCUGCCGCACUGUCCCGGCUGAAGACAUGUUGAAGGCGCUCUACCUACAACUGAUUGGAGGAGCGCAGGCAUGGAUGAAUCACCUGGCGGCUACCAAGCAAUGCACCAUCGCCGAACUCCACACACACAUUACGUGGAAGGAGUUCGAGCAACUAUGGUUCACUCGAUUCAUGGUCCGCAACGUCGUGAAGGCGGCCAUGAACGAGGUGUACACUUGCUCACAAGGAAGUAUGCCAACUCGAAACUGGACGAUUAAGUGGCAGAAGAUAGUGACCACGCCAAGCUUCGAUUUGAGUUUUACAAACCAACGAUCCGAGUUCUUCUCGCGAUCAUGCGCAGGAUUGCGGUCGACACUCGGCAACGAGUACGACUAUACCUUGUUCCAGGCUAUUCUGGACCGCGUAAACCUGGUCAUCCAAACGGACGACAAGGCCGCUAACGAGAAGCAGUCCCAGCCGCACUAUGUGGCUAAGCCGGCCUAUCAACGACCAGCACAUAACAAUGUUGUGGUUUCUGAAGAAACAAUCGAUCUCCACGCUGCAGCAGCAUCCUCGAGUGAUGGAGGAAUUGUAGCAGCGCUCCCGCCGAAGCGUCCCAAGAGAGUUCGGAAGAACAAGGCGACACAAGAGACGGCAUCGACGGGAACUGGGCAGCAGCCAUGGACGACAUACAAGAUAACCAAGGAAAUCUAUGACCUUCGUCAACGGAAGACGCAACCCACGCAAGUUACACUCGCGGACGGCCGCACGCAAAAGUCAAUUGACCGAUGCGUCGACGGCGUUCCGGUAUACUUUGCGCCACUUGCGUGCGAGCCGGUGUCUUUUGACAUCCUCGACACCAAGUUCGACAUAACUCUAGGCAUGUCUUGGUUGCGUAGCGCCGAUCAUCCGGUGAACUUCCACGACCGGACCGUUCACAUCCGUUAUCGGAACGGAGUGUUAGUCCCAUGUACGGUCGCAACCCCUCACACUUCGAUUGCUUGUCACGUGGUGUCCGUUGCGAGAAUUCGUGACGUCAUUGCUCGGAAUGACGUCGAGGAAAUGGACCCUGUAUUCUUGCAUGCUCUCCCCUCGCCGGACGGACCAACCGCGUCACCGUCGGACCCACGCAUUUCUCACCUCUUGGACGAGUAUAGAGAUGUUUUCGAGGCUCCCACCGGAACRGUUCCGGAUCGGCCCAUACGUCACGGGAUCACUCUCGAGGCUGGCGUCGUCCCUCCGCGUGGAUGUAUCUACCGCCUGAGCGAAAACGAACUCGAGGUGCUUCGCGCGCAACUUGAUGACCUUCUCGACAAGGGCUGGAUUCGCCCUAGUUGCUCGCCUUACGAUGCACCUGUUCUCUUCGUCCGGAAGAAGAACAAAGAUCUACGGUUAUGCAUCGACUAUCGCAAACUUAACGCACAAAUCGUAAAGAACGUCGGCCCUCUCCCUCGGAUUGAUGAUCUCCUUGAGCGGUUAGGCGGCGCGACGUACUUCUCGAAGUUGGACUUGAAGUUGGGCUACCACCAGAUUGAAAUCCAGCCUCAAGAUCGGUACAAGACCACGUUCAAGACGCGGUGCGGGCAUUCUCAGUGGGUUGUCAUGCCAUUUGGCCUCACCAAUGCCCCCGCGACUUUCCAAGCAGCUAUGACGACUGAGUUUCGCGACUUGCUCGAUCGCAGCGUCCUCAUCUACCUCGACGACAUCUUGGUUUAUAGUAGGACGUUGGAUGAGCACAUCGUACACCUUCGCGCUGUUUUGGAUCGUUUGCGACUGACCAAGUACAAAGCGAAUCUCGACAAGUGCGAGUUCGCCAAGCAGGAGCUUGAGUACUUGGGACAUUUUGUCAAGCCGAAAGGCAUUCGUCCCUUAACGGACAAGAUCCAAGCCAUCGUGGAUUGGUCGGAACCCCGUUGCACGACGGAUGUACGCUCUUUCAUGGGUUUGGCUGGAUAUUAUCAGCGAUUCGUCGAGUCAUACUCGAAAGUGGCCGCUCCUUUGUCGAGACUUCAGUCCCCGAAGGUGCCCUUCGAGUUCGACGACGCAGCCCGUGGCGCGUUCACUACGUUGAAGGCAGCGAUGCAAGCCGCACCUGCACUGCGUAUAUAUGACCCCACCCUUCCCACCCAAGUGACUACGGACGCUUCGGGAUACGGUAUUGGUGCGGUGUUGGAACARUGUCACGAGGACGGUUGGCAUCCGGUCGAGUAUUUCUCCCAAAAGGUGCCUCUCGUCAACACUCUCGACGACGCUAGGAAGAAAGAGCUACUCGCAUUUGUCACCGUUCUCAAACGGUGGCGCCACUUUCUUCUCGGCCGUCGGCGUUUUAAAUGAAAUACGGACAACAAUCCGUUGACCUUUUACAAAACGCAGGAUACAGUCACUAACACGAUCGGUCGAUGGAUGUAUUAGAUCGACCACUUCGAUUUUGACCCGUGCCACAUUCCCGGUCCCGCCAAUCGAGCUGCGGACGCCCUCUCACGACGGCCCGACUUUUGUGCCAUUCUUACCACGACAUUCGACCUCGAUGACGAUCUGCAGCCGCAUUUCGUCAAAGGCUACAAGUCCGAUCCAACAUACUCUACGCUUUACGCGGAGCUUUCAUUAG
Messenger RNA from Chara braunii, 3535 nucleotides. The record is from the annotation of a GenBank genome assembly. NCBI's taxonomy places the organism in Eukaryota, Viridiplantae, Streptophyta, Charophyceae, Charales, Characeae.